Molecule: messenger RNA, 3587 nt
Organism: Rhodamnia argentea
Lineage: Eukaryota; Viridiplantae; Streptophyta; Magnoliopsida; Myrtales; Myrtaceae
Product: F-box protein CPR1-like
Exons: 3
Coding region: 216-1373 (385 amino acids)
Molecular function (GO): protein binding
Source: RefSeq, a predicted model, not a curated record
UAAGCUCGGCUCAGCUCAGCUCGCACUGAUACUCAUUUUUCCCUCGAUGAUUCUCUCAAAUCGAACCUAUUCCUUCCAGAUCGGCGUGAAUCGAUUCGCCUAAGAAAGGUAGCGUUUUUCUCGUCGUUAUCUUCCUCGUUCGCGGUUUCGUAUCGUCUCGAGUCUCUGCAAGGAGGGCGAGGUACCUUUGGAAGUAGCCCUGUGGGUGGGGGGAAAUGGGGACCCUUCCGAUCGAGCUGAUCACCGAGAUACUGGACCGAUUGCCGGUGGAGUCGCUGCUCCGGUUCAGGUGCGUGUCGAGGCGGUGGCGUAGCACGAUAGACAGCCCUCGCUUCGUGAAGUCGCACCUCAGCCGGUCCGUCGAGUCGAGCACCAACCUCAGCCUCUUCCUCAGGCACUCCUCCAGCCUCUACUGCCUCGAUCUGGGGUCGCUGCGCAGCGUGGUGGAGAUGAACUACCCUCUCAUGUGCUACAGCGACCAGAUCAAGGUGCUGGGCUCUUGUCAUGGCCUGCUCUGCAUUUCCAACGCGGCCGACGACGUCGUCAUAUGGAAUCCCUCUACUAGGAAGCAUAAGUUCUUGCCUUAUUCGGCUGUCGAGGUACGACGCGCAUCGGCUUUCUCUGUUUGCGUUUAUGGGUUUGGGUAUGACGAUGGGAAUGAUGAUUACAUGUUGUUGAGGCUGGUUCAGCUCGUCACUGAGCCGAUUGAAUCUGAAGUUAGUAUCUAUAGUUUGAAAAAUAACGCGUGGAAGCGGCUCCAUGAUAUGCCUUACUCCCUGGUUUAUCCCCGGAAAAUGGGGGUUUUUGCGUGCCGUCGUCUGCACUGGAUAAUGACUCGGGAGCUGGUCUCGGAUUCAGCAAACCUGUUGGUGGCUUUUGAUUUCCGUAUUGAGGAUUUUAAGCUCGUGGACCAGCCUGAUGUUAUAGAUAAUAAGCUUGACAUGGAUGUGGCCGUCCUGGGAGGGUGUCUUUGCCUCAGCAUUAAUGACAAUCACAUGGGUGUCGACGUGUGGAUUAUGAAAGAUUAUGGAUUGAAAGAAUCAUGGGCUAAGUUGUUCUCGAUUCCUCAAUCUGAAGUUGCGAGGCCUCUUGGAUUUGCCCGGCCACUGGCUUACUCCCAGAAUGGUCGUCAAGUUUUGGUGAGACAAGACAGUAAGAAUCUUGUUUGGUAUCAUUUAGAGACUAAGUGCAUCAAGAAGGUCAAUAUAAGUGGCAUGCCAAGUUCCUUUGAAGCAGAAAUUUGUUUGAGAACCCUUGUUUCGGUCGAUGAUUAUGGAGGAAUCACCAAGAAGAGGCAGCAGCAAUUAGAAGAGAAGGAGAAUAGGAACAAGAGGGAUGACUUCCUCUCAGUGGGUUUCAAGCUUGUUCUCUGAGCUAAUGGAGGCAUAGUUGUGCAAGGGCGGGCUUGCCAUGACUGCCAAUUGGUUUUUCCAGGUGCGGCAUACUACUCAGCGUAAGGAAAUGCAAUAGGCGAGGUACAUUUGUUUGCCUCAGUAUUUAGAUUCAUGGCUCAACUUUCUACGAUAUGGACCAACGUAUCAUCAGCAAUGGUUUAGCAAAAACAUGGACGGAUCAACGAUAGAUUGAUUUGCACAACUUACCUUUCAGCCAGCAAGUAGAGAAUACUUUUUCCUUUCCAUGGAGAUCAAACUGCUGAUUUGUGCAGUAACACGGAGAAGAACCAAUUAGGACAAGUAAGGAAACCUACUAUCAGACAAGCCUGCAGGCUAGAACCAUACAACUCGAAAUUCAAGCUAUGGAUUGCAAUAUUCCUUGGAUAGUGCAUAAUAAGUUGGCCCUGUUGUUCUGCCCCUUCAAGUCCUUGAACCCAUGCUUCAAUUUGCCCACGGCUAACAACGCCUUGGUGAGAUUUUCGUUGAAGGAGGACAUGACGUCCCUUAAUUGAGUCCUCUUGGCACAAGAUUUCUCUUGAGAUUUUCUCCAACAACGGCAAUAGGGGUUACAACUGAUUCUGACAUUCUCUCAACCACUUGGUGUGCAUUACUGACUCUCUGAACCAUGCUCUCUACAACUCGAUCUAAUGCCAUUUGUCAUGGGCAGACAAUUGAGAUCGUGAACUGUGCGGCACUUAGGCUCCAAAUGACUCGUUCACCCCUUAUUAUAGUCGUCUAAGCUCUGCCUCCUACAGAACUAUUGCUCACUUUGCCCAUCUCGAAUCUUUACAGAGAAACUUUAGAGAGAUGAGUGUUUAUACUUGAACCGACAGUUGUUCUCGUAUCUGAAAUUCCAACCAGCUAGCUUGCCUUUGACAUCAUUAUCGACACCUCUAUAGAAAAUUGACGUUCUAGGACUCUACAAGAUGCUGGAGGAGGAAUGUGACAUGUGGAUCCUGCAACAUUCUCCCCGAGAAUACUUGAAUGUCCUCAAUUGAAAAUUACAAUUGACUGCAGCAGUGGCAAGGUUUGGGGUUGUAAACAUGCUCCAAAUGGAUGGAUCAUGGGCCCCUCUUGAAAGAUUUUUUGUUAAUACUGAUUGUCACAAGUUGAGUAGAGUGGACGAGCAGAGCCUUCUUCUGAAAAUGACAUUUUUGUGGAACCUGAGAGCGUUCACGAUCAGUGGAGGAAAGGUUCCAUUCAUGUCAGUAGCAUGUGCUUGCAGGCUUUUAUUGAUCAAAGUGCCAAAAUGAAAAUAAGCUGCUUCAGUGUUUGUCUUCCAAGAGCAAAAGGUGACUUGUAAGUUUUGUGGAGAGAAGCAUGGGUAACAAUAGCGGAUGAUACUGGCUAUAGCAGCUGAAGAAGCUUUAUAUCGAUUCUAAUCGAUAACCUUUGUGCCAUCUUGGUAUGUUAUGCUAGGAAGUUUGUGUUCGAUACAGUUCAGCGGCAAUGUACCACACAUGAAAGUUGCUACGGCCAUGUUUUUAUGAUAGUGCCUGGAACACUAUUAGAACGGAGCAUCUAUCAUGGCCCGGCCAAGCCAAUCCAUGUGAAGCAUUGCUCUAUAACAAGCUCUGUUAAACAUUCCAUACCCAGUGGGUUGAAGGCACUCCGAUUGCCUGAGAUUGAGGAGUGUCAUGCAAUGUUGUUGCUUAAUGGGAGGGUUUUUUCUGACUAAUUGGGCGUCAGUUGUUCUCCAAGGAAAGAGUUUCCCCCUUAUGAAGCAUUGUUCCAUAGCGCAAGUGUUAUAUGGUCCAUACUCCACAGGUCGAAGGCAUUCGAAUUGCCCGAUAGUGAGGAGACUGAGGAAUGUCGUGCAAUGUCGAUUAAUGGGAGAGCUUUUUAUGACGAACCGGAGGGUCAAGCUCGUCUCCAAGGAAAGAGUCCCCUGAUGACCUCAACUUUUGCGGGGUCUUUCAUAUGUACAGAUUAAAUAUCGAGGGUGAAUGUUCCUUUUUUUUCCCCCUUAAAACGUUGUCCUGUUAGAAUGGGGGCUUGAGCACCUCAUUUGAUGCUAUCUGCGGGGUUGGUUAUGUCGGUGUCUGAAAUGUCAAUUUUCGAGGCUGUGGUGUUGUUUGUUGAGUGUUGGAUUUCAUCAAAAGCAUUGGGAAGGUCUGCCUUGUAAUAGCCCAAUCUGAAUCUGUUGUACUCGGGAGUGUACUUCAAAUGCAUUUUGUGGUUUGAAUGUAGUUU